AUGGCCCAGGUUGCGACAGUCAACUUUGGCACUGAGCUCAAGGACGGCUACAAAGCGGUCGACAAUUGGGUGAGCCUGGGCAUUACAUGGCUCACGGAAAUCCAAGAAUUCUACCAGGAACGCUCUGCUAUAGAAAAGGAAUACAGCCAGAAGUUGGCCGCUCUGGCGAAGAAAUACUAUGAUAAGAAAUCAAGAAAGUCCAGCAACUUGAGCGUCGGCGACAAUCCUGCUCUGACCCCAGGCUCUUUAGAGUCUGCCUCCCUCACGACAUGGACCACCCACCUGUCUACCCUCGAGGCGCGAGCGAACGAACACGCGAAAUUCUCUAGAGACCUCAUAAGUCAAGUUGCGACACCGCUGGAGUAUGCCGGCACGAAACUCGAGGAAUUGAGAAAGAGCCAUGCCGAAUAUAAUGCCAAACUUGUCAAAGAGAGGGACUCAUCCUAUGGUGACCUGAAAAAGUUAAAACAACGAUAUGAUGCUGUGUGUCAAGAGGUUGAGAACCGAAGGAAAAAGGCAGAAUCGUCCAUGGACAAAAGCAAGGCUCAAAGCACGUACAACCAGCAGUUGAUGGAAAUGAACAAUGUCAAGAACACAUAUCUGAUUGGUAUCAAUGUCGCGAAUAAGAUGAAGGAAUGCUAUUAUCACGAAUACGUCCCGGAAUUGCUCGAUUCCUUGCAGGAUCUGAACGAGACUCGUGUGUCGAAACUGAAUUCGAUAUGGCUGGUUGCCGCGUCACUCGAGACCAACACUCUCAAGAGAAGCACCGAGCUCAUGACUCGUCUCUCGAACGAGAUCCCCCGAAACAACCCAAGUCUCGACAGCAAUAUGUUUGUGCGACACAAUGCUGUGCAGUGGCAGGAACCUCCGGACUUGGUCUUUGAACCGUCGCCAGUGUGGCUGGAUUCGGACAACAUGAUGACCGAUGAUGCGUCCAAAGUUUUCCUUCGCAACAUCUUGCAGAAGAGCAAGCCGCUGAUCAACCAGCUCAAGGCGGAAUCGGCUCAGAAAAGGCGAGACCUAGAAAACGUGAAGCAGGCUCGGCGGGCAGGCAAAGACAAGCGCGACGAAGUAGAAGCGGUGCGAUCACAGUUUGCCCUGCAGGAGGAUCUCCAUGCCGUUGAGCGUAAACGAUUGACGGCAGAGGUGGAGACGUCGACGAUUACUUCAGUGGUGGGUGAUCUCAGCAUGUAUGGCAAGAGUCACACCUUCAAAUCGGAGACGUUCAAAAUACCCACUAAUUGUGAUCUAUGUGGCGAUCGCAUUUGGGGUCUGAGUGCCAAAGGGUUCAUAUACUGUCCAGGCGAACAGACAAAGGAAGAGAAGAAAAAAUUGAAAACAGAACGGCAAGCGGCGGCCCUGAUGGCCGUGGAGGCUCCGCCAGCCGCCUCGAACGGGACUACAGGCCCUCCUCCAUUAACGAGGCAAGAUACGAUGAAUAGUCUGUCGUCUGGCUACGCGGCUAGCGCCACAAGGUCCUUGUCUGGAGGUGUUCCGAGGUUGUCAGCACUGGAUGAUUCAGCGACCAGCUCUCCGUUAACAACCAUUACUUCCAACUCCGGGUCAUCGACCACCACCGCAUCGAGACGAAACAGGAUUGUUGCGCCGCCCCCUGCAGCCUACGUCAGCGCACCUGGCGCCGACUUGGCGGCCAACGGAAGCGGCCAACCCAGAGGCAAGAUGCUUUACCCGUAUGAAGCCAGAGACGAGGGAGAGGUAUCCCUGCCAGAGGGCGCGGAGGUGAAGAUCCUGGAACCUGACGAUGGCGGCUGGACCAAAGUCCAUGCUGGCUUGGGAAAAGAAGGUCUAGUGCCUACGGCAUACCUGGAAGAACUGCCCACCCCGGCCAGUACGCCCGCGCAAGAGCGCCCACCGUCAUUGUAUUCAAAUUCGAGUGCCUCCCUGGCAUCGUCGACCCUAACUGGUGCGAAUAAGAAGAAGCAAGGGCCAGCAGUGGCACCGAGACGAGGGGCGAAGAAGGUCAAAUAUGUGGAAGCUCUUUACCCCUACACGGCCCAGAGUGAUGCCGAGUUCGACAUGGCCGAAGGAGAAAGAUUCAUACUGAUCAGUAUGGGUACCGGAGAUGGCUGGGCGGAUGUCGAGAAGAACGGCGAGACAAGAAGCGUUCCUGCCAACUAUAUCCAGGAGGUCUAG
Fonsecaea nubica is the source of this 2154-nucleotide messenger RNA. RefSeq lists its product as hypothetical. The transcript has 4 exons. Gene Ontology annotation, molecular function: protein binding. The record is from RefSeq and is a predicted model, not a curated record. Gene Ontology annotation, biological process: regulation of actin filament polymerization. Bases 1 to 2154 code for a protein of 717 amino acids. Lineage: Eukaryota; Fungi; Ascomycota; Eurotiomycetes; Chaetothyriales; Herpotrichiellaceae.